AUGGCAUCGCCGCCUAAGCCAUGGGAGAGGCCCGGCGCCGCCACGGCCACCCCCGGUUCCGCCGCGAAUCCCGCCCUCUCAUCCGCCACCGCUACGUCCUCCUCGCCGUCAUCCGCCGACCCCCCUCCAGUACCUGAACUUCCCUCCUCCCUCUCCUCGGCCGUCAACCAAAACGCUGCCGCCUACAGCCGCGUCGGUGCCGGCGCUUCGCCAUACAGCGCCUACGGCGGCGCCUACUCGUCUCCGUACUCAAGCCCAUACUCGCGCUUCGGCGGCAUGAGCGGCAUGGGCGGCAUGGGAGCCAUGGGCGGCUAUGGAGGCGGCAUGUAUGGAGGCUACGGCGGUGGCAUGUAUGGAAGCAUGUACGGCGGCGGCAUGUCCGGCAUGCCAGGGAACCCAAACGACCCUAACAGCUUGACGAAUCGCUUCAACAACGGCACCGCCGCCACUUUCCAGAUGCUCGAGGGCAUCGUCACCGCAUUUGGAGGCUUUGCGCAGAUGCUCGAGAGUACCUACAUGGCCACUCAUUCCAGUUUCUUCGCCAUGGUCUCCGUUGCCGAACAGUUCGGCAACCUGCGCGACACCCUCGGCUCCAUCCUCGGCAUCUUCACCCUCAUGCGCUGGAUCCGCACUCUCAUCGCCAAACUCACCGGCCGCCCUCCCCCGGCCGAUGCCACCGCCCUCACUCCAGCCGCUUUCGCUCGCUUCGAGGGCCGCGCCCCCGGCCCUGACGGCACCCCGGGACCCACAAAAGCCAGCCGCAAGCCCCUCCUCUUCUUCCUCGCCGCCGCCUUCGGCCUCCCCUACCUCAUGUCCAAGAUGAUCCGCUCCCUGGCCGCCUCCCACGAGGAAGAGGAGCGCCGGCUCCAGCAACAGGCCCUGCAGGCGCAGCAGGCCGUCGACCCGUCCAAGCUCGAGUUCUGCCGCCUGCUCUACGACUUCCUCCCCCCGGCCAACGGCUCGGGCCUCGAGCUCCAAGUUCGCAAGGGCGAUCUCGUCGCCGUGCUGAGUAAGAACGACCCGGCCGGCAACCCGAGCGAGUGGUGGCAGUGCCGCUCCCGCGACGGGCGUCAGGGCUACCUGCCCUCGACUUAUCUCGAGCUUCUCAAGCGGCCCGGCCAGGAGGUCAAGAAGAUUCAGGCCAAGCCGGCGAGCGUGGCCGGCGAGGACGUGUCGACAACGAGCACUGUCGAAUCAUUGCCGGAAGAGGGCAAAAAGGAAUACGCCACGGCGGGUGGUAUGCAGAGAAGUCACUUUUACUCGUGA
Hirsutella rhossiliensis is the source of this 1266-nucleotide messenger RNA. Its product is annotated as variant SH3 domain-containing protein. The record is from RefSeq and is a predicted model, not a curated record. The transcript has 3 exons. Bases 1 to 1266 code for a protein of 421 amino acids. Gene Ontology annotation, molecular function: protein binding. Gene Ontology annotation, cellular component: peroxisomal importomer complex; peroxisomal membrane; peroxisome. Lineage: Eukaryota; Fungi; Ascomycota; Sordariomycetes; Hypocreales; Ophiocordycipitaceae. Gene Ontology annotation, biological process: protein import into peroxisome matrix, docking.